UUUUUUUUUUUUUUUUUAAAUAUUUGACAACGCGUUAGCUUUUAAUUAUGUGAACACUGUCCGAUUGAAGGUUUUUUGUUUUGUUUGCUUUAUUUUAAAUCAUUAUAUUUAAAUAUUAUUUACAACAUAAUUAUAGUAUUUGGUUAACCUCGAGAUUUACGUUGAUUCUUGUUGCUUAUUUUAGACCUGUUGUAAGUGGCAGUAGGUGAAUUAAGUAAAAAUAAUAAUUUCAUAUUCUUAUUUCAGGUUGGUGUCUGGGAGAAAUGGCUACCUGACAGUCCUUACUCAGGGAUAUUAAAAACACUAGCACCCCAGUCGACCUUCACAGCGUUUUGAUCAGCCUUUUUAUGUCAUCUACAGUGUAAUUUCAAUGCAUUAAUUUGCUUGGGCUCUUAAACGACUUUUGAUUAUUGCUUCAACAAGAUUCGCACUCAAAGAUCUAUUUAUGUAUUUUGUUGAAGCUUCUAGAUAGCUGACAUUCCCAGCUACAGCGCCCCUUCAGGUGAAGCCUUUUAUAGCCCUGUUUGGUGUUGCCAGGAGACUUCUUAAAACAGAAACAAGUCCCUCCUGAAUGUUUUCUUCCCCUGCAGAACUUUUACGACUGGAAGUUAUGGAAAACUCUAAUGAGGUGGAUCAGUCUCAUGAAAGGGAGAGGCUCAAGAUGAGGAUUGCUGUUUUGGAGGAAAGUGUGAAGUCCUGUGAGGUGGAGUGUAAAUCCAGCAGAGAGACGGUGCUGAGGCUGGUGGCAGAGCUGGACCGAGAGAGGAGGAAGACUGCCAGCAGUGCAUCAGCGCUCGAUUCACUCAAAGUGGAGUUAGAUGGCCUGGUAGAGGGAAGGAGGAGUGUAGAGAUGGAGAAGGGAUCCCUAAUGGAGAGGGUGGAGGCAAGCAAACGGGUCGUAGAGGCUGCCAGGCGAGAGUCCCAUUGUUUGGAGAAACAGGUGAAGGAGUUUGAGAGAAAGCUACAGUCGAGCCAAGGAGAAACUCAAAGAGCUGGGGAGAAACUGCAGAUGUUCCUGGAAAAGGUGGUAGGUCUGCUGCAGGGGAAGUCUGAGAACGUCAUCCUGCCCACAGAGGAAGAUGUUCUAUACACAUUGGACAACCUCUGCAAUAAGUCCUUUCCAGAGAUGGAGGCCCGUCUGUGUCAUUUCUCUGAGGAGCUCAGCGAGCAGACGGAGAUUCAGCACAGUGCACUUCAGAGGGCUCAGCUUGCAGAGCAGCAAGUCCAGGACCUGAGGGAGAGACUGCAAGCUCUGGAGACCGAGCUGCUGACUGCAGACAUGCAGCAUGACGGACUGAGACAUCGCAAACUGCAUUAUGAAGAGUUCCUGGAGCAGCUGUCAGAGAUGAUGAAGGUUGACAGUAUCGCAGUGGAUCUUGGGUUCGACAUGAGGCUUAAACUCAUCCUGUCACGAGCAGAGCAGCUUGUUAAACAAGAGACAACUGCUUUGGUGGAGAACAAAAGUCUGAGCUACAGUCUACAGAGAAAGUUAAAGGCGCAGAAAGACCAACUUGACAGCAAAGGCCUCCACAUCCAGCUUCUUAGGAAGAAGGUGUCAGAGCUGGAGGAGGAGAAGAGGAGCAGAUCAGCGCUGGCCGUGGAACGAGAUGAUGCUCAUCUGGAGGCCAGGAGGCUGCAAAAACAACUGCAGCGUCUCCAAGGCGAGCUGAAGGCUAGCAGGCAGUCCAAGACUGAGCUCAAGGCCCAGCUGUCCCAUACCAAUGAGCUCAAGUUGAAAGUGAUGGAGCAGAGUCAGACUGUGCAGGAGCAGAAAAAGAGGCUGGAUCAGCUGGUGGAGGGGAAGGCCAAGGUGGAGAAGAAGCUGAACACAGUGAGCUUAGACCUACAGAGUCAAGAGCUGAAGACCAGAGAGGACCAGCAACAGCUCAACACCCUGAGACAGAGCCUGGCUCAGCUCUCUGAGAGGGAGAGAGAGCUGGUAGACUUCCAAAUGGUUGUUUCCAAAAUGUUGGGUGUGGAUGACACAAACCUGGCUCUUCCAAAUUAUGAAAUCAUCAAACUACUGGAGACCCUUCUUCACUCUCAUCACCACCACCACCUCCUUCAUCAUCAUGUCAAUAUGCCCUGGCACUGUCCUACUCACCAGAGGCCUCAUCUCCCUCAAAUCCUGGACCUUCAGCACAGCUCCUCCUUGGAUCUUUCUGCUUCCAGGUCUACUUUUCAAGACAAUGCAGUUCCCUUUCAGGAAGCCUGACAUUGAUUAUGCCAAACUGGACUAUCAAAGUAAAGGUUUCUAUCUAAAAACUAUAAGAAAUCUGACCUUAUAGAGUAUAAAAUGAUCCACCAAACACCAUGUUUUCUGUUUGUGUUUUCAGGAAAAGCUCAGAGUAAAUAUGAUUCAUUCAAAUGUGAAAAAUAUACACA
Labrus mixtus (cuckoo wrasse) is the source of this 2385-nucleotide messenger RNA. RefSeq names its product coiled-coil domain containing 170 (gene ccdc170). The transcript has 8 exons. The coding region runs from base 572 to 2215 and encodes 547 amino acids. The record is from RefSeq and is a predicted model, not a curated record. NCBI's taxonomy places the organism in Eukaryota, Metazoa, Chordata, Actinopteri, Labriformes, Labridae.